AUGGAAUCGACGGGGAACGAAGAGCAAGUGGACCACGAGUCUCGCCUCGAUACCUCGGCGACAGCGUAUAGUAGACGAAGACCGGCCAGCACAGACGCGCUUUCACUCACCGAGACGCUGACGUGCCCCAACUCUCUCGAGACGGAGAUGAACGUUACUGCUGAGGAUCGCAAAGAGUUUAGGCCAGUACUCGAGGUCCUUUCGCUCGAGCCACCGCCGCUCGGGAAUAGUGGGUUGAUUCGAGGACCGACGUGGCGCACAAAGACGAUUGGGAGGCUUAGGUUCCCCGAUACGACAAAGCGCUCUCUGGAUGCCCUCGUGACAAACUCGUUUACGCCGACGCAGCUGCCAGCUGCUCGCCAUAUCCAACGGUUCAUCCAAGCUAAUCCUGACACGUCUUUACCUCUUUUUCUCAUCACCAAGGAGAUUGCAGAGAUUUACGGAGAACAUGGAUGGUGUCUUAUCGGAAAGUGCGGCCUUGGACGUAUCACGUACAAGAUUGCCUGUUUGACAUCUACGAAUGACGUCACGGACGAGGAAUUGGUAAAGGAUUCAUCACGGAGACGGAUUGAUAUCCUUUGUGGUCACAUCCGGGAUCGACACUUUGAACAAAUGCUAUUCAGGUGCCGCCUCUGUCCAGCGUCGUACAUGAGUCAAGACGAGCUCAGUCGCCACUGGCGGACGCAUGCGGUCGGCGAUACAGAACGCUCGUUACUCCAUUCGCCGUCUGUAUCCUCACGACUUGGUGCGCUCCAGCAGAUGCUGUCUUCGAAGCGAGCUAGUUGGGCCCAAUCCCAUACGACGUCUACAAUCAGUUCCUCAGUUUCGUCAAACCUUUUCAUCACUAGCUCUCAGCAAGCUUCACCUUCUGCGAGUCCCGAGCUCGCACAACUUGACUUAUGGGUAGAGGGCAACCUUGCCUCUACCGACAACGACCAUAGACGCUCCUUGAUAACUUUAUUUCCUCCUAACGACCGUAUAAUAGCCUAUAUCUCGAGACCGGGCUCUCCAACGCCUGCAGUUUGGCCUAAUGCACGAGAGGACCCAAUCGAACCGACAGCCGGAGAAGAGGAUAAUUCGACCUUGGAUAUCAUGAACAUAAUCUAUGACGCACAGGAACGGGCCAAUGCAGACACCUUUUCCCUCGCAGAGACACUGACAUGUCCCAACUCAUUAGAGGUGGACAUGGACGUCGGUACCAAGGAUUAUGAAAAGUAG
Molecule: messenger RNA, 1218 nt
Organism: Serendipita indica DSM 11827
Lineage: Eukaryota; Fungi; Basidiomycota; Agaricomycetes; Sebacinales; Serendipitaceae
Source: the annotation of a GenBank genome assembly